AUGGCUCCAGUACUCCCACACGAUAUUCUAUUUGUCAUCCUCGAUGAACUCGAAAUGAUAAAGGAUCGUGUCCAGCUCCUUCAAGUCUGUAGAUAUUGGAAUACUGCGCUAUUGACUAAAGUGUAUUCGAGUAUCAACUUUGAGGAUGCCGAAACCUUGGUACCCUUAGCGAAAGCGCUCCAUAAGAAUCCCCGACUGAAGCCUCUUGUGUAUAAGCUGCGCAUCUCGGACUUCUUGUGUGAUGACUUUCAACGUGCCUAUGUCUACGACCACCCCCUGUUCCACGAGUUCCUGCGAUCAUUCACGGACAGCAACGAGGAGCUAAUAAAGUGGGAAGAGAAACUCGACAUCGAAGACACCUCCGCUUGGCUCGCGCUAGUUCUGAUCUCUCUCCCAAAUCUGCAACUUCUCGAUAUGCGCUGGGGCAGCUAUAACCUAGAUUCGGAGAUUCUGCUAUGGGCAGUCUCUAAGAUCGCAAGUAAAUCUCCCAGCGAAGAUCUUCCUUUGCAAAACCUACAAACACUCAUUGCAAGAGCCGAGGACGUCCCAGAGAAUCUCGAAACACGGGAAUUCAUCCCCUUCUUCAAACUGCCCUUGAUGAAAAGGCUACAGCUCGAUAGCAUUGUUGAUGAGUGCGACAGAAAGGAACCGAGCUUCGAUAUUACUUUCGAUCUUUCGCCAUGCAUCUCACCUGUACGCGAGAUUAUCCUGCGAUACUCGAACGUCAAGCGCGGGUUUCAAAAUUUCAUAGCCGCGUGUACUCACCUUGAGCGCUUUGAGUAUCAGCACCAUAACCAGGCUUCUUACGAGGAAGAUUACCGUAAUUUCAGGUGUCGACCUUUUCACGAUGCAUUGUUGUCGCAGAGGAAGAGUCUGCGUGUGCUACGUUUGAAUGAUAUCGGUGUUACGAAUCUGAUUUACGAAAACGAGGAGGAUGUUGAUACAUUUGGCCCUGAUAUUCAGGAAUCGAAAGCCCAGGCUUGGUUUGGGACUUUGGUUGAGUUUGUGGCCUUGACAGAAUUGAGAAUGCCGGUGCGCAAUCUUUUGGAUUCCACGGCUGGGAAGGAGCCUGAUCUAUCUCUGAGCGAGAUUCUGCCAUAUGGACUUGAGGUCCUUGUUCUUACCAAGGUUGAUUUCGUUGAGUAUUCUAUGCUUGAGGGGCAGUUAAGACGCCUGUUGGGUAUCCGAGAGCGGCAAUUUUCUUGUUUGCGAAAGAUUACACUGCAGACUUUCCAGAUGGAGGUUGCUCCUGGAGAAGUACUUUGCUUGGAGAAGAGGAAUUGGGGGGUUCCAAAGUGCGCGGAAACGACAUUUGCGGGCGUGAAAAGUUUUUGUGAAGAGCAGGGCGUUGAGUUUAGCUUUUCCCGUUAUGGUGAUUUCCAGAUUGUCGCCAAUGGGCAGGUGGAAUACGAUACUAACGAAUUUGGCGGCUUAACCACAGACGAGACUUUAUAUUGA
This is a messenger RNA of Penicillium nucicola, 1458 nucleotides long. Its product is annotated as F-box protein. The transcript has a single exon. The record is from RefSeq and is a predicted model, not a curated record. The coding region runs from base 1 to 1458 and encodes 485 amino acids. Lineage: Eukaryota; Fungi; Ascomycota; Eurotiomycetes; Eurotiales; Aspergillaceae. Gene Ontology annotation, molecular function: protein binding.